Liolophura sinensis is the source of this 1584-nucleotide messenger RNA. Its product is annotated as excitatory amino acid transporter-like. Bases 1 to 1584 code for a protein of 527 amino acids. The transcript is spliced from 11 exons. Gene Ontology annotation, molecular function: neutral L-amino acid transmembrane transporter activity; L-glutamate transmembrane transporter activity; glutamate:sodium symporter activity. Gene Ontology annotation, cellular component: plasma membrane. NCBI's taxonomy places the organism in Eukaryota, Metazoa, Mollusca, Polyplacophora, Chitonida, Chitonidae. Gene Ontology annotation, biological process: L-glutamate transmembrane transport. The record is from RefSeq and is a predicted model, not a curated record.
AUGGAGAACGAACCACUGCGGGGAUCUACCGAGGCUCCUGUUUACAACAACAAAUCGGAAAACAAGCCGAAAUCCAGCAGGAACAAUUCGGGAUGUACAGGGCGCGUGCAGAACAACUUACUGUUGAUCUUAACGGUUGGUGGCAUUCUAUUAGGUAUUGCCAUCGGGUUUGCAGUCAGGCCGUUGAAUCUGUCCUCAGAUGCCAGGAUGUGGCUAGGUUUACCUGGGGAAAUUUUCCUGCGUUUGUUGAAGAUGCUGAUUCUACCGCUUAUCAUAUGUAGUGUGAUCUCAGGCACAGCCUCAUUGAACCCUAAAUCAAACGGGAAGAUCAGCGCCAUAGCCUUCACGUACUGCCUCCUGACGAACUUCAUGUCCUGUGUUAUAGGCCUGGUCUUCACAUUAAUUAUCAAACCAGCACGCUUUGUGGAUACGAAAAAUACGGAGUCGGUUAAAACUCAGAUGUUACAGACGCAGGAUAUUUUUGCGGACUUACUGAGAAACUUGGUACCCGAUAACAUUGUAGAGGCAUGUUUCCAACAGGUUCAAACGCAGUACAAGAAAAUUGCGAACGAAAUUGAAUCCAUGAAAGCAAAUGAGACAGAUGGAAAUUCAACAAGCAGCCAACUGUACACUUUCUCAAAAUAUUUGGGGAAAACAGAUGGGACAAAUAUACUAGGUUUAAUAGUAGUAUGUCUUUUGAUCGGUAUCGCCAUCAACAACAGUCAAGAGAAAGGCAAGCACUUCCUGCGCUUCUUCACCUCUGCCACGGAAGUUGUACUGAUCCUGCUCAGAUGGUUGCUAUGGUACGCCCCCUUAGGUGUGUUUAGCUUGAUCACCGUGUCCUUGGCCGGUAUAGAAAAUCUGGAACAAACCUUUGUACAACUGGGACUUUUUGUUCUCACCGUGUUUGUAGGGAUCGUCAUUCACCAGCUCGUCUUCAUCGCCCUCAUUUUGUUCGUAUUGGCCCACAGGAAUCCCUACCGGUAUCUUCUCAGCAUAUCGCGAGGCUGGAUGCUCGCUUUUGCCGCCACGAGCACGGCAGUCGCUAUUCCAGAAAUGUUGCACGCAUGUGAAGUUAGUAACAAAAUAGACAAAAGAGUGUCCAGGUACGUCGUCCCAUUCUGUGUCACGCUGAACGCCGAUGGCAGCGCCCUCUAUAUCACGGCGGCUGCUUUAUUCGUAGCCACGGUUACUGGCAAUUCACCAGACGUCAGCACUACUAUCAUUGUCGUCGUGUUGACCACAGUGGCAGGCUUGGCCAUUCCUUCCGUACCGAGUUCCAGCAUUGUCACUUUGGUCGUCAUCCUGUCAUCAAUAAAUAUUCCUGCAGAGGCCAUCGGAUUUCUUUUCACAGUGGAAUGGUUUCUGGAUCGGAUUAGAAGCACAAGUAAUUUAUUUAGUCACACCGCCUGUGCUGCCAUAGUGUAUAGAUUCUGCAAAUCCGAUUUAUCGCCAUUGCAAUUCGACGAGGAGGUUUAUGAAGUGAAGGUCAGCAACCUUGACAUUCAUCGGGAAGGUCAGGUGGAUAAUCACGUGGACAGUGGCAAAGAGGACGGCUUACAUCCUGUACAUAUCGUUUCGUAA